AUGCGUCUUCCAAUUGGUGGAACCAGGCGCUUUUCUGAACAGAUUGCCUCCAACUGGAAUGAGAAUACGACUAGGGUCAUGCCUGGGCCAGUCUAUGACUUAGGCAGCCAUCCUGCUGCCUGGUUUAUUGAGCUUCUCCAGAUGAAACAAGAAACCCCCGUUUGGUGUGUCAUUUCCGGUGUUGGCAAGGGCAUCAUUGCCUCCAGCACAGGCUUGCUUCUGAAGACCACUGGCCUGACGGUCUCGAGCAUCAAGGUUGACCCUUAUAUUAAUAUCGAUGCCGGUACUAUGUCACCAAUUGAACAUGGCGAGGUGUACGUGACAGACGAUGGCGGCGAGAUGGAUCUCGAUCUCGGAAACUAUGAGCGCUACCUCCUGACAACGCUGACCCGAGACCACAACAUUACCACCGGCAAGGUCUAUCAACAAGUCAUUGAAAAGGAGCGGGUGGGCAACUAUCUUGGCAAGACUGUCCAGGUUGUUCCCCAUGUGACCAACGCCAUUCAAGAAUGGAUCGAGCGUGUCGCCAAGAUCCCAGUGGACGAGUCCGGCAAAGAGCCAGAUGUGUGUAUCAUUGAACUUGGUGGCACCGUGGGAGACAUUGAGAGUGCGCCUUUUGUUCAUGCCAUCAGCCAGCUGCAGCGACGCGCUGGUCGGGGCAAUUUCAUUCAGAUCCAUGUGUCCUAUGUGCCCUUGAUCCACGGAGAGCAAAAGACCAAACCGACGCAAAGGGCGAUCAGCGAUGUGCGAAGCGCCGGGCUGAACCCUGAUCUGAUCGCAUGCCGCUGCGAAAAGCCACUUGAGAGCGGUACGAUUCAAAAGAUCGCGAACAUGUGCUCUAUGGACCCAAAACAGGUCAUUGCUGUACAUGAUGUUACCACCACAUACCACGUGCCACUGCUUCUUGAAAAACAGAAGUUGGCUCAAACCAUUGGGGACCUUCUCGAACUGUCAUCGAUCCAAUUGCUGCCCAAGCUGAUUGAUGAGGGCAAGAGGAGUUGGAAGGACUGGGUGCAGUUGGCCCAAGGUCAAGACUAUCGCCGUGAGACAGUCUCGAUUGCUUUGGUUGGGAAAUACACCGUCUUGAAGGAUGCUUAUAUCAGUGUGUGCAAGGCGCUUGAGCACGCCGCCAUGUUCUGUCGCAAAAAGAUCGAGAUAGUCUGGGUGGACUCAUCUCACCUCGAGGAAGACACUUUCACAUCAUCGCCUGCCGAGUACCAUAAAGCAUGGCACGCUGUCUGCACGGCCGGUGGUAUACUCGUGCCUGGUGCUUUCGGUACACGAGGAACAGCUGGAAUGCUGAAGGCGAUUACAUGGGCUCGUACCAAAAAAGUACCCUACCUCGGUGUUUGUCUUGGCAUGCAGCUGGCAGUCAUUGAAUACGCUCGCAACGUGCUUGGUAUCAAGGAUGCCGGAAGUGAAGAGCUUCACCCAGAGUCCCAGAACCAAGCAAUCAUCUUCAUGCCUGAUGUCGAUAAAGCGAAACUCGGUGGUACAAUGCGCCUUGGAAAGCAUCUUACGAUUUUCCAAAACGGCACCGAGUGGUCUCGCUUGCGCGCGCUGUACGGACUGGACAUCCCCCAAAUCGCCGAAAGACAUCGCCACCGCUACGAGGUCAAUCCUGAGAUGGUUGCUGACCUCGAACAAGCUGGCCUGUCUUUCGUCGGAAAGGAUGAAAAAGGUGAGCGCAUGGAGGUCGUUGAAAUACGCGAUCAUCCAUGGUUCGUGGGUGUCCAAUUCCACCCCGAAUACCUCAGCCGUGUCUUGGACCCGAGCAGAUCCUACCUCGGCUUCUUCGCUGCAGCCGCGGGUUGCCUGGACGAAGUAACCAAGGCUCUCAUCAAUGGCGAGCGAAGUAUUCGCAUGGAGCACUAG
Molecule: messenger RNA, 1875 nt
Organism: Penicillium chermesinum
Lineage: Eukaryota; Fungi; Ascomycota; Eurotiomycetes; Eurotiales; Aspergillaceae
Product: CTP synthase
Exons: 5
Coding region: 1-1875 (624 amino acids)
Biological process (GO): pyrimidine nucleobase biosynthetic process; CTP biosynthetic process
Cellular component (GO): cytoophidium; cytoplasm
Molecular function (GO): CTP synthase activity; identical protein binding
Source: RefSeq, a predicted model, not a curated record